This is a messenger RNA of Trametes versicolor FP-101664 SS1, 1413 nucleotides long. RefSeq lists its product as uncharacterized. NCBI's taxonomy places the organism in Eukaryota, Fungi, Basidiomycota, Agaricomycetes, Polyporales, Polyporaceae. The annotation marks the transcript as partial. The transcript has 3 exons. The record is from RefSeq and is a predicted model, not a curated record.
AUGGCACGGCGCUACAACACCACAACUGCACGCCUCUCAGACCAUGAGCGUUUCAUGGAUGCUGUCGCCUUCGGCGAUGUCGAAGGUGUUACCCGCCUAGUACGAGUGGCACUGAACAACAACAAAGGUCCACGGGAGAUCCUAAGACGUUUAGAGCUCGCAAUCGAGGGGAAGUAUGCUGUCAAGAGUUUUGAGGAAAAGCAUUAUGAGGUCCAACGCUUGGUCUUGUCCUUAGGAGGGCCUCGUCUUGCCUACUCGCUCUCAAAGGCCCUCAACCUUCCCUCGAUCUCUACGACAAGGGAGCACUCCGAUACGCCCAAGAUUGUCCCAUCCAUUGGAUUCCCCACGUCUGCAGAAAUCUCGCAGAAUAUUGACGCGCUUUUCAGCGUUGGUAUUCUGGGAGGUACGCUCAAGACUCGUGGAUAUUCCUUCCAGAUUGACGAGAUCGCCUUGGAGGAGCGACCACGCUACGACAGCGGCCGUGACGCAAUCCUUGGUAUGGCUCGAGAGGACGCAGCUUCAUGCGACCUGUCUACUGUCACUCUUGAGACUCUGCAUGCUGCUGCAGAUGCGCUGGAGGAGGGCUCCCUCACAAUUGCAAAAGAGGCGACGGUCCUCACAGUUGCGGCCUUCGACUCGGAGCACUACGCUGCUUUCCCGAUCAUGAUAUCUGGGACCAACAAGAGUGAAGACGACCUCUCUCAGGCACGCUGGAUUCAGACAGCUUUGGAUGCAUGGGACAAGGAAGGUUGCGGGGAUGUCUGGUCUAUCGCAUCUGACGGUGAUGCAACACGACGGCGUGCACUUCAUCGGCUUUUCAUGUGCAUGGAGCUGAAACCUGCAGCUGACUCUACCGUUCCGAGCAUCUAUGACCUCCUGAAGCCCCUCUUGCGUCUUAACCUUGGCUGUGGCAAAAAGGAGCGCACACUGUCGAUAGACUACAAGCAUAAGUUCAAAAACUUUGCAAGUCUUCUGCGACUUCCAGCCGGUAUCCUCGUGGUCGAUGAACAUAUCCAAUCUGUCCGUCUGCGAGACCUACUUGGAUCAGUUCUCAACUACAGUACCGCCAAGUUGACACGACUGUUCGAUAACAAAGACCACCAGAACGUCCCGAACGCCGUUUCCCUACUAAGCGCAGUCAGGAUGCUCUCCGAAGAGCCCAAAUUUUCGCAGCCCCUGGAAAACCGAGCCAUUGUUGUCCUUGGACGCUUCAUUGGUUUUCUACUUGAUCCAUUCACUAUCCCGACCCUGUCUCUCUCCGAGCAGCUCUCAUCUCUCUCUGCUGCUGCACAUAUGCUCUUCAUCCUCUAUCGCCGCAACCGCACAUCUUUCUGCCCGGGGCAGUGGUACUACGAUGUCCAGUCGCUCAUCAAGUCGAUCUUCAUCACCGUUGCGAAGCAGAAGCUUCUUGAU